Closterium sp. Naga37s-1 is the source of this 552-nucleotide messenger RNA. The record is from the annotation of a GenBank genome assembly. NCBI's taxonomy places the organism in Eukaryota, Viridiplantae, Streptophyta, Zygnematophyceae, Desmidiales, Closteriaceae.
AUGCCGCAAUCCGUUACUUCGCACAUGUCUGCAGUGCAGGGGGCAGGGGAAACCGUCCGUGAUGGUUCAAAGCACCCCAGCAGUGAGAAGAAUGCCGUGAGACGUGAGAGGAUGGGAAGCAAGAGCGGGGUGGGGGAAGCAAGAAGAGCUGGGGAAGCACGAAGGUGGGUGGGAUGCAAGGAGGUGGGUGGGAUGCAAGGAGGUGGGUGGGACGCAAGGAGGUGGGUGGGACGCAAGGAGGUGGGUGGGACGCAAGGAGGUGGGUGGGACGCAAGGAGGUGGGUGGGACGCAAGGAGGUGGGUGGGACGCAAGGAGGUGGGUGGGACGCAAGGAGGUGGGUGGGACGCAAGGAGGUGGGUGGGACGCAAGGAGGUGGGUGGGAUGCAAGGAGCACCCACCCACACCCCUGCGGUCACCCAGGGAAGAAAGUAUGUGAGAAGCCAGAGGAUGGGAAGCAAGAGCGGGGAAGGCAAGAGCAAGAAGGUGAGUGGCGUGCACUGCUAUUACCAGCUGGUUGCCAUGCCACUGCUUAUGAGCGAGGGUGCAUUUGA